CGUUAAUUUACUUCCGGUAUAGCUUUCUUAUCGAAUUUGUUUACCCUUUUUGCUUACUUAACGAGCAGCUGAUGACCUUUCUUACACGAUAACAACCGCCAUACUUGAUAACACGCAGCGAACAAGAUGGCUUCCACCGGUACAGUACCCGCGACAAUGAAAGCUUUAGUGAAGACAAAGGAAGCUUUUUCAUUCGAUCUACAGACCGUACCCGUGCCGGAACCGACGGGCGACGAGGUGUUGAUAAAAGUGGACGCAGUGUCGGUAUGUGGUUCCGACAUCAACAUGUACACAUGGAAUGAUGUGGCCAAAGUCAUAGCAACGAUACCGUUUACGCCCGGCCACGAGUGUGCAGGUACGGUAGUCAAGUGUGGACCAGACGCCGACAUACCGGUGGGCAGUAAAGUCGGCGUAGAGAAUCAUUACUACUGCGGAACAUGUUACCAGUGUACGCAUGACACCCGCGAAAUAUGUCUCAACAUGGGGCAGUUCGGACACGGGAGGCAGACGCCGUAUGGAGGAUGUUCCGAGUACACAAUAGUUCCUGCCAAGUUUCUAUACGUACUCAAACGAUCUCUGACACCCGACCAGAUCGCAAUGCUGGAGCCCCUUGGUGUCGCCCACAAUGCGGUGGAGCGACUCGACUGUAGGGGAGAAGAUGUACUGGUCAUCGGCUGUGGGGCCGUGGGUAUCCUGGUGCAGAAAGUCGCCAGGUCUAUGGGGGCCAAGAGGGUGAUUGCAGCUGACAUUGACGAAAGUAAAUUAAAAUUUGCCAAAGAACUUGGGGCAGAUAUAACUGUCAACACUAAAGAAAAAGACUUGAAAGAGUUUAUCAAAUCGUUUACUGAUGGUGUCGGUAUGGGACGUAUAUGUGAGUGCAGUGGUGCCGCAGUCAUGGUCAACGCCACCUUCCCAAUGCUGAGGAAAGGGGGACAACUGGUGUUAGUCGGCCUUCCCAAACAGCCACUUCACGUGGAGAACGUUCUUCAGGACGUAGUGUUUAAGGCGUUGACGCUGAAGACGGUGCAUGGCCGUCGUAUAUUCCACACCUGGCGUGAAACCGAGGCUCUGGUAGCGGAGGGCAAGGUCGACGUGGACCAAGUCAUCACGCAUCAUUUUUCGAUGACGCAGUUCGAGGAGGCAUUCAGAGUACUGAUGGCUGGCGAGGCAUGCAAGAUAGUGCUCUACCCCUCACAGUAGUCCGGCGCUACCCUAGCGCGAGUCAAGUCCGCACUUACCUCAACGGCACCCUCAAAUGCUCAAAAUCGUGACGUCACUGACACAUUUAUGGAAGAUUAAGAAAUUGAUUACAUCCAAUUGAUUACAAUUUGUUAAUUAUGAAUGUUUUUUUAUAUGAUUUUCUAUGAUUCAUCAAAUUUGAUGCGCUACUCUUUAAUCAUAAUUUUAUGACAAAGUAAAUAAGAUCAAAUUAUUAAAAUAGAUAUCAAUUCAAAUAUCAAUUGGAUGAACAGAUACUUGUUAAUUGAGUAUGUGGUAGAUCACGUGGUUACCUAAAAACACAUUGUAGGAUUUGGUUGCUAUGACAAUACUGUCACACAUUAUUAAAAAGGAAUGCUACCAUGCCUCAUGCGUGCACAUCAAUUAUGUAUUCAAUUGUCUCUAGUUAUAUGAUUAUACUAUAAAUCUAGGGUGCAUCAAAUCGUUAUAAUAAAAAUGAUCAUAAAAUUUGUUCAUGUUUCCAAGACUAAUUAAAGUGGUUUUCGAUGGGCAACUUUUCCUGUUCACUUGAAUAGAGCCCAACCCUUAAACCACCUGGUCAAGGAAGUAUUUCUUACUGAUAUUGUAUACAGUAUCUGCUUCAGGGUAUUAACUAUGUGUUCUCGCUGUAAGGAGAGCUGUCUUCCUUAUUGACGGUGGUGAACAGCACAGAUUAUCGUAUUAUCGUAUUAUAUUUUAUACAUUAAAUUUAAGCAGCAAUAAUAACUAUUUGUUGAUCGUUGAUUAAAUAAAUCACUGUUAAUCGGCUUUUUGUUGGUAUUAUUUUUCUAAAUUAUACCCUGAUACAAUGUCAUUGUUA
Messenger RNA from Mizuhopecten yessoensis (Yesso scallop), 2038 nucleotides. Its product is annotated as L-threonine 3-dehydrogenase-like. The record is from RefSeq and is a predicted model, not a curated record. Gene Ontology annotation, molecular function: oxidoreductase activity; zinc ion binding. Bases 127 to 1200 code for a protein of 357 amino acids. The transcript has 6 exons. NCBI's taxonomy places the organism in Eukaryota, Metazoa, Mollusca, Bivalvia, Pectinida, Pectinidae.